Messenger RNA from Fulvia fulva, 942 nucleotides. RefSeq names its product Acetylesterase. The transcript has a single exon. The record is from RefSeq and is a predicted model, not a curated record. The coding region runs from base 1 to 942 and encodes 313 amino acids. Gene Ontology annotation, molecular function: hydrolase activity, acting on ester bonds. NCBI's taxonomy places the organism in Eukaryota, Fungi, Ascomycota, Dothideomycetes, Mycosphaerellales, Mycosphaerellaceae.
AUGACCUCUUGCAGCAAACUUGUGGGUCUCGUGCUGAGUGCCGCAGCCACUGGAGUUGUAUCCUUGCCAGCACGCGCUCUCACUCCAGUCAACCGCUUCGCCUUUGGCGAUUCCUACACGACCACAGCUUUCUCAACCACAGGCCCACAGCCAGCCUAUGGCAACCCCCUGGGCAACCCUGCAUACGGCCAAGGAACCUAUGCUGGAGGACCAAACUACGUCGGCCUCCUGACGACAAAAUACAACUCAACUUUCGUCGCCAACUACGACUUCGCCGUCGGCGGCGCCACCAUCUCCGACAGCAUCGUGACCUACCAAGGCAUCCCGGCAUCCAACGAACAGGUUGGCCAGCGCUUCGAGCCUCAGUCCACCCAACCACACGUUAAUGCCUGGAGCUCUGACAACACAAUCUUUUCCGUCUUCUUCGGCAUCAACGAUAUCGGCAUCACGAUGGAGACUGCCCAGUAUUCCAACGCCACGAGGAUUGAUGAUCUGCUCAAUGCAUACUUCCAGACCGUCGAUAACAUGUACAACCAGGGCGCCCGCCGGUUCAUGUUCGUCGGCGUGCCUCCCAUGGAGCGCAGUCCGUUUGUCCAAGGCAACUACGACCCUACCACGCAGCAGCAGUGGGGCAAUCUGUGCAAUAUCUUCAACGGCAAUCUUGCUCAACGUGUCAAGUUAUGGCAAGCUUCGCGGCCGGAAUCCUACGCCGCAAUCUACGACUUUCAUCGAUACGCUACGCUUGUCUUGCACAAUCCUACCGCAUACGGGUUCCUGAAUGCCGAGUGCAUUGAUACUGGUGGCCAGGCUUGCAUCUGGUGGAAUGACUACCACGUUGGUAGCAGGUUCCAUGAUCUACUAGCCCAGCGGAUGCUGCCAGCUAUGAAUAGCCUCGAAUUCAACAGCUGGGCUCCUACAGCUGGGGUGGGAUACUUUUACUAG